Molecule: messenger RNA, 1546 nt
Organism: Salvia miltiorrhiza (redroot sage)
Lineage: Eukaryota; Viridiplantae; Streptophyta; Magnoliopsida; Lamiales; Lamiaceae
Exons: 4
Coding region: 608-919 (103 amino acids)
Source: RefSeq, a predicted model, not a curated record
AACUGACCCGAUGUUAAAAAAAAAAAAUCGUGGAACCCUAACCCAGCUUCUCUCUCGCGUUUCUCUCCCAUCUUCUCUCUCCUUCUUUUCCUCAGGCUUCAGCCACCAAUGUCGCUCCUAGCUCCGGUCGUGGGUCGCCGCGCGCCACUCUACCCUCCAGCUUUGGAGCCGCGCCUCCUCCAGCUGUCGCCGCCGCACCGCAUCAACGGUUGUCAAAUUUAAGCGAGAGAUGGUUAAGGCGCCGACCUUCACCGAUUGAGGGCGGGGGCGGCGUUGUGGUUGCAAAUUGAGAUCUCGCUUGUGUGUUAGUGAACGAGUUCAGGGAGAUAGAGGGGAAGGGGCGAAGACAUCGAGGGAGGCGAUGACACCGGGAAUCGAAGGUGGGCAGCGGCGCCGCCCUCUAAUUUUCAUCAUUCUCUCUUCUCAUGAUAGAUUGCUGCCGUGAAGCCGCCGUGAAUAUCUUCUCCGGUGACUCCGCGCCGUCCGGAGCAGCUGAACCUCGUGGCUUCGCACCGCCGUCGUCUUAAUUUGAUAAGUUUCCAUUGUUAAAGCCUUAGCAAACAGCAACAAACAAAGCAGCAUUUUACCGGUGAAGACGGUGAAAAAGAUGGGGGUGAAGGCGGCGAAAGUGCAGAAAGCGAAUCCCAAACCUGUCGUAGAGCAGUCUGAAGAGGAGAAAAUGAAAGUACAGAAAUAUAUGCGAGUGAAAGCUGCUGAUUUGGGGGAACUACAAGAUAAGAAAUUGAAGGGUCAGUUAGCUGUGAGGGAAGAAUUGUAUGGGAGAGAUCUGAGCCGAGGCCUGAGAGAAAAUCACGGUCGCCGCCGGAGUCAUAGUCUGGUAUUGAGGCAGCGGCGGCGGCGCAGCACGUGCAGUGCACUUUGCUCUUCUGCCCAACUUAUGUUUCUAUGUGUAUGUUGAAGUAUCAUUUGACACUUGACACUUUCAUAAAUAACACUAUCAUUUAGAGAUUUGGUGGAGAAUGGGAAUUUGGGGUUUGAUUGGAGGAGAGAGGUGAGGAUGUUUUAGUUUGAAAUGUUGAACCUCUGUUCAUGGGGAAUUGCUAGUUCAUGGAGCUGGUGGCGGGCUGGACCUUCUGGGCGAAGGGCCGGUGGAGAUAGGGCUGCGGCUGGGUGGCGUCCAAGGCGCUGGAUCUCGAGCCGAAGAAAUCGAGCCUGCUCCUCGGGAAAGAGGGGCUUGAUGGGCGGUGCGAGGAUUACGGUAAAUUCCUGAACCAUGGCUCUGAAAUUGGUGGUGUCUGUGGUCAGCACGGUGGUUGGCGUCCGUCUCGACGCUCUCGACCGCUUCUUUGGGUUCCGGGCCGCCGGAGACGCGGCUGCUGUGGCGCCCACCUAAAUUGACACUUGACACUUUCAUAAAUAACACUAUCAUUUGAAUAUAAAGAAAAAGAAAAAGUUUAGAUUAUUUUUUGGAAAGAAAAAGAAAAAAAAAUCUGGGAUAUUUUGCACCAAAUAUCACCUGCUGAUAAAUGAGUAAGUUGAAUUACAGUAGACUAGAGAAGCAUGUAAGAAUAGAGCGUUGGUUUGG